Candoia aspera is the source of this 1149-nucleotide messenger RNA. RefSeq names its product chromosome 2 C18orf32 homolog (gene C2H18orf32). The transcript is spliced from 3 exons. Gene Ontology annotation, biological process: positive regulation of canonical NF-kappaB signal transduction. The coding region runs from base 121 to 414 and encodes 97 amino acids. The record is from RefSeq and is a predicted model, not a curated record. Lineage: Eukaryota; Metazoa; Chordata; Lepidosauria; Squamata; Candoiidae.
AAAUGUAUGGGGGAGUGCGAGGCUUUCCUUUAAGACAGAGGUUGCCUUCAACCACUGGAAAGACCCCAGUUAGAAAGCUCAUCCCUGCUGCACAUUUUUAAAGCCACGCUCAGAAGAACCAUGGUUUGUGUUCCCUGCAUCGUCAUUCCAAUUCUGCUGUGGGUCUAUAAAAGGUUCCUGGAGCCGUAUCUCUAUCCCUUCAUCUCUCCUCUCAUUAAACGCAUUUGGCCGACGAAAGCAGUGCAGGAAACGCCAAAGCAAGACCAAUGGAACAGCUCUGGAAAUGGGUGUGAUUCUUUUGAGCAGGAUUCUUCCAAUGAUCAGCCAGAACUUUAUAAAACCAAAAGCAAUGGCAUUGCAAAUGGAUUUUCUGGAAGUGGGCCCAAAGAAGACUCUGACAAAAAGACAGAUUAGUUAUGCUUCUGCUGUGGGGUCAAGGCUGUUAUAAGAAAUGAACUGACAGUGUUGUUCCCACUUGGGUAUUUUACUGAUUGCACAUUUACCUGAAUGGAAAUCUGGAGUAUGUAUAGAUACCCAUCCACUCACUCAAGGGAGACUUGGAAUAAUUCUAGCUCUGUCACUGAAAAAAAAAUUAAUAUAUUGUCUUGCUGUUGUUGAAAUUCUGGGUGGCUGGAACCGUUUCCAGUGCAGUGCAACUAAAGAGUGUUAGCAAUUUUAGUCUCCGUAUUUUAUUAAAACCGUCAAUGUCAAGCUUGCCGCUUGUUUCAAAAACUUUCCUGAAACUCUGUGUACGUGGCUACUCAUAGGUUGGUCUUUUAAAAACUAAAAAAAAGCACUGUAAAUAUUUGAACACUAAUAGUAAAUAUAAUGGUAGUUACUAGCUUGCUGUUUCUAAAUUCACUUUUGCAGAGCUGUCCUAACCGAUUGUUUGCUGGUUCUUCACGGUGGUAGAGAACAAACUUUUGAAAAGCAGCUUUUACUCAUUGAGGAGACAAUGCCAAUACAGUAGAACAAAGGGGAAAUGUCCUUUUUUGGUGUUUUUGAGCUUCUAAAGGUUGAAAAAAGCUAAACCCAAUGAACAACUCUUUAUGCAAAUUCCUGUAUUUUGGUAAAUAAUAACCACCUGCCUAACAUUUAGAAUAACUCCCAAAUCUGUAAUACCAAAUAAACCUGUUUAUUGUUGUAUUA